Molecule: messenger RNA, 2877 nt
Organism: Paramecium tetraurelia
Lineage: Eukaryota; Ciliophora; Oligohymenophorea; Peniculida; Parameciidae
Exons: 6
Biological process (GO): regulation of membrane potential; potassium ion transmembrane transport
Cellular component (GO): membrane
Molecular function (GO): voltage-gated potassium channel activity
Source: RefSeq, a predicted model, not a curated record
AUGAAAUAAACAAUUUUAGAUUCAGAUAAUCGAGCGAUUCUGGAUGCAGGGUAAAAUAAUUAGGAAGAAGAACCUUCAAUAAGUUCAUCGGAAUCGGAGUAAAGUCCCAGUAAAAAGGGAUCUGAAACUAUGAGAUUCGGAUCAUAAAGUAAAGUUGAACAUGCUGAAAGAUAGUAUAAAACUGAAGAUUUGGUACCUGUAGAUGGAGGAUGGACGAAUAUAAUAUGGAAGAGGGGUUCCUUGAGAAUUAUGACCUAUGUAGUCAGAUUUGUGAUUUCUAUUCUAAUUAAUUCUGAAAAAUCUAAGUUUUCAUUCAUGAAUCGAAAGUAAUUCACUGCCAUAAAUGACAUAACAGGAGUUUAUCAAUUUUACGAAGAGAAUAAACUGAUAAGAUAGAGAAUUAAAAAGAAAUUUAAACAAAUUAUAAAAUCAUAUAUUUAGAAUAAUGUGUGUUAUAAAAUUAUAAGAAAUGGAUUGGAGACAUUUGUUCAUAGAUGUCUCUUUGUAAUAGAUCCUUCAAGCACUAUUAAAAUAUUAUGGGAUUUUUUCAUGUUAUUUGUGCUAUCAUGGUAGAUGGUAUUUGUUCCUUUGAAGAUUUGUUUUUUUAUUUAAAUCUAGGAUCCUAUUUUGAAUUUCAUCUUGAAUUAUUUGCCAGUCUACGUGUAUUUAAUGGAGAUAGUGUUAACAUUUUUGACAGGCUAUUAUGAACAUGGAGUGUUGAUUAUGGAUUAAAAAUAGGUAGCCAAACAUUAUUUCAAGAAAUCAUUUUUUUAUGAUUUAUUAAAUGUAUUGCCUUUAUUGGUCAGUGCAUAUUAUGUAUAAUCUAAUUGGUUGGAGUUUUCUGUGUUGGUGAAAGUAAAGACAUUGAAGUUUUUAUCGGACUAAUUAGAAGAAGUAUUUGGAUUGAGAACGAAUUACUAGACUUUGAUAGAUGUGUUGAGAUUGAUGAUAUAAUUUAUAUUUUUGUCUCAUCUUUUCGGUUGUUUUUGGCAUUAUUUGGGAAUUCUGUAAGGAGAUUAUGGAAUGACUAAUACUUGGAUAAAUGCCUUAGAGUUGGAAGAUGACAGUUGGUAGAUUCGAUACAUCAACUCAAUAUAUUGGAGUUCUAUAACGACAUUGACAAUUGGAUAUGGUGAUAUCACUCCUUAGAGUAGUGUUGAGAAGAUUUUCACAGUCGGAGUAGCUGUAUUCAGCAGUGUUGUAUUUGCAUACACAAUCUCAAGCAUAGGGUAAAUAUUCAGUCAAUUGAAUGAGAAUAAAAAGAAUUAAAGAUACAAAAUGAAUUUGAUUUAGCAAUUCAUAGGUUAGAGAGGAGUGAAUAAAUAAUUACAAAAUAAAGUCAAGAAAUUCUAUGAAUAUUUUAUACAAGUAGAUCACUCUUAAGACAGCGAAUGUGAAUUAUUGCUAAAUUCAUUGGAACCUUCUUUAAAAAAUGAAUUGAAGAUAGACAUCUACAAAAAAUACAUAAUGAAAUCCAAACUCUUUAAAUCCACUUUCUCACUAGAAUUCUUAGAUUUACUCUGCUAGUUAUUUCAAGAAAGACAAUAUACACCAGACGAAUAGAUAUGUGCAGCAGAUACAGAAGUUGAAGAAUUGUGUUUUGUUUUGAAGGGGGAAAUCUCUUUGUCGAUUCAAUUGAAUAAUUGUAAUUAAACAAUAACAUUCUUAAUGUAGAAUCUGAAAAAUCAUAUCUUAGGAGAAAGGUUCUUUAUUACCGGUGACAGAUUACCUUAUGCUGGAAAAGCAAUUACAGCAGUCCGAGUUGCCUUUAUCAAUAAAACUUAAUUCUUCAGUCUAUUGAAAUAGUAUCCCUAAGAAUACGAGAAAUUCUUGGAAGCCAAAAGUAAGGUCGUAUUGAAGGAGAGAGUCAAAGUCUAAGGAUGUGAACUAUGUUAUUAGAACCAUUAAGUUUUAUAAUGUCCCUUUGUGUUUUAUUACCCAAAUGUUAGAGUCAUUGUGAAAAGAUAAGAAAACAUCACCCAAAAACGAUAGUUUAAAUAAAGAUCCUAUAUAAAAAGUCAUAAAUCACUCUUAGAUAGAGGAGGUAUCUAAUAUUAGUUGAUCUCUUAUGCAUUGGACUCAAAUUUGAUGCGCGAAGAAUCUCUAGACGAAUCACUAAUAAAGAAUAUGGAUUUACAGUUUAUAGAGCCAACAAAAAAACAAUUCAAUAAAAUUCAUUCUGAUAUCUCUGGGGAUCAAUAACAGCAAGACUAGUCCAAUCCCUUUUUAAAUUAAACACCUUUACGUCCUAGUUAAGAAUAAAUUAGUGAAGACAGUGAUGUAGGUACUAGCAAAACAAAUAAAACAUCCAAUAAUGGAUUAUAAAAGUUAAUUACCUUAAGACAAAUAUCAUAAUAAAGUUAAAAUCAAUAAGGAUAAUAAAAAAAAGUAGAAAAAUUUAAAUAGAAGAGUUUAAAAGCAAAGAAAAGCGAAUUUAAACCUCCAGAAAUUGUAGAAUUGUAGAAGAUUGAAGAACUGUAGUCUUUUGAAUCCCCUUUGGGUUCAGGUCAAAAGGCAAAUCAAUAGUCUAUGUUUUUUCAUUUAAAUGAAAAUCCAAUAACCAGAGAUUUAGAAAUUAAGAGAAUCUUAUGGGAAGAAUAUGUCUAGUCUCAAAUUAUAGAGGAUAAAGAGAGAUACGAUUAAUAAUAGGAUUAUUAAUUCUUUUAUCCUCAUUGUAAUUUGGAGAGAAUUUUAGAGUAGAUCAAUAUCAAAGUUAAUGAGAGAAAGAAGAAAACAUAAAAGUCAAGAUUGACAACUCUAGGUAAGAAUAGAUUGGGCUAACUAUAAAAUAUAUCUGUUAGACCUAGAAAAAGCAUGAUCACAAUUGAAUAAGCCUUUUCUCAAGAUGAUGAAAGAUAAAAAAGUCUAAAACUAUGA